AUGUCGCGCUCCUUCUUCGUCGACUCGCUCAUCCAGCAGCAGCAGCAAAGGCCCUCCAGGCCGUUCAAUCUUGACCUGCUGCCCAGGAUGCUGCCCUCCGACCCUGCCGACAACAGCGGCUACUUGUUGUUCGCCGCCGCAGCCGCAGCAGCCGCCGCAGGAGGGCCGCAAGGGGCUGGAUUUUACUACCCCGCACACCCUUUCGCACCAAACACCGCCUUCACCCCAUGGCCUGGAGGCCAACCUGUCAACCCUUUCAGCUCUUCACUUCCAAAGCUCUCACAUCAUCUGGUUCGCAAUUCAGAAACUGUUCCUCCUGCACUCAGUCCUGAAUCGUUGUGCGUCUCUGUUGACCCAAAAACUCCCUCUGCUGCAUCGACGAGCAUCAGUCCGCCAGCGUCGCCGGCAAGCAACUCGUCCAAAUCGGAGCUCACCACCGACUUAGGAAGCAGCAAAAGGGUUCGGACCGCUUUUUCGAGCACCCAGCUUCUUGAAUUGGAACGAGAGUUUGCGGCUAACAUGUACCUUUCCCGGUUGAGGAGGAUCGAAAUCGCCACUUGUCUCCAAUUAUCAGAAAAACAGGUCAAAAUUUGGUUUCAAAACCGACGCGUGAAGCAGAAGAAGGACGAGAGCGGCUGUUCUUGGCCUUCGGGCAAACCGGCGCCGACCUGCUGCUGCCUUCGAGCUUCGUGUCCCUCAAAAAGUGGCCAUGCUGACCAUCAAGUGACCACUUCAUCGUCAACGACUAGUGACGUCAAGAGGAAGGCCGAAGAGCAGACGGAAGAGUCGGAGAAGAACGGCAAAAAGGACGCGAAAGUCAGGAAAAUUUGGAGGCAACACGAAGAGGAAGAUUCUGCGUGA
This is a messenger RNA of Neocloeon triangulifer, 861 nucleotides long. RefSeq names its product GS homeobox 1-like. Gene Ontology annotation, biological process: regulation of transcription by RNA polymerase II. The record is from RefSeq and is a predicted model, not a curated record. Gene Ontology annotation, cellular component: nucleus. The transcript is spliced from 4 exons. Lineage: Eukaryota; Metazoa; Arthropoda; Insecta; Ephemeroptera; Baetidae. Gene Ontology annotation, molecular function: DNA-binding transcription factor activity, RNA polymerase II-specific; RNA polymerase II cis-regulatory region sequence-specific DNA binding. The coding region runs from base 1 to 861 and encodes 286 amino acids.